UAUACGCUGAGCUCGCAGUGCAGGCCCGCCCCCCGCAGCCUUGGUUUUGUCGCAUGAAUCUGCUCCAAACUAGGUGGUUUGCUCCACACAAAAGUGAACUGCACUGGGACGAGAAGACGAGAUCCCGUUCUCCCACAAGCCGAAUAGAUUCCGGUUGGCAAUAUAGUUCAGAGAGGACCGUGAUUGCCGCGUUACGUUCCCUCGCUCAAGACUUUACACUACGCACAUUUGUCGCGGCUGCGGUUUUAGUUGCAAGAACCGCCCUCUUCCAGAUCCUGAGCAGCAUCAUGAACCCCGAAUAUGACUACCUCUUCAAGCUGUUGCUGAUUGGUGAUUCUGGAGUGGGCAAGUCCUGCCUCCUUCUACGAUUCGCGGACGAUUCGUAUCUCGAAAGCUACAUCAGUACAAUCGGAGUUGACUUUAAAAUCCGUACUGUCGAGCUCGACGGCAAGACUAUCAAGCUUCAAAUCUGGGAUACUGCAGGCCAGGAGCGUUUCAGAACCAUCACAAGCAGUUACUACCGCGGUGCACAUGGCAUCAUUGUUGUGUACGACGUCACAGAUCAGGAGAGCUUCAACAACGUGAAGCAAUGGUUGAAUGAGAUUGACCGUUACGCCAGCGAGAACGUCAACAAGCUUUUGGUUGGGAACAAGUGUGACUUGACGAACAAGAGGGUUGUUGACUACCAGACUGCCAAGGCCUUCGCAGAUGAAAUUGGCAUCCCUUUCCUAGAGACUAGUGCUAAGAACGCCACAAACGUCGAGCAGGCUUUCAUGACCAUGGCUGCUGAGAUCAAGAACAGGAUGGCAAGCCAGCCAGCCCUCGGCAACAAGGCUGGUGGUCAGACAGUGCGCCCUGGAGAAAGCAGGCCAUUGCAACAGAACAGCAACUGUUGCUAGUUUAUAGAAAUCAUCGCGCCAUGCUUUACAUCAGCUGUCUAAAUGAAAGCACAUAUUCAACGGGUGGCAUAGGAUAGGAUGCAUUGGGCCCAACACGGAUCCCUUGUGUCUCUCAAAGCACGCUGAAGACAACCAGCCAAGCCACGUUGAUGAUUUAGCUUUGAUCCAAAUGGACGGAAGUAAUGAGGUGAAAGUAUGGCGUGCUCCGCUGAUGAUUGUAACAGCACGGGUAGCAUCACCUGUCGCCACCGUCGCACGCAAAGUUUCGGUUCUUGAGUGUGGUUACCCGAAGUUCGC
Messenger RNA from Closterium sp. NIES-67, 1196 nucleotides. NCBI's taxonomy places the organism in Eukaryota, Viridiplantae, Streptophyta, Zygnematophyceae, Desmidiales, Closteriaceae. The record is from the annotation of a GenBank genome assembly.